Molecule: messenger RNA, 2202 nt
Organism: Mycetomoellerius zeteki
Lineage: Eukaryota; Metazoa; Arthropoda; Insecta; Hymenoptera; Formicidae
Product: peripheral plasma membrane protein CASK
Exons: 16
Coding region: 1-2202 (733 amino acids)
Biological process (GO): protein phosphorylation
Molecular function (GO): ATP binding; protein binding; protein kinase activity
Source: RefSeq, a predicted model, not a curated record
AUGGCGCCGGAAGUGAUCCAACGGCGACAGUAUGGGAAACCCGGUGACGUCUGGUCAGCCGGAGUGCUGCUACAUGUCUUGUUAACUGGCACACUUCCGUUUGUCGGAUCUCGAGACAGACUGCGGGAAGCGAUCUGUCGAGGGCGGGUGCAGAUGGAGACACCACUCUGGGAUCCCAUUAGUGAGCCGGCGAAAGAUCUCAUACAGAGAAUGCUCACAACCGACGUGAAUCAUAGGAUCACCAUCCAAGAGGUUCUCAACCACAAGUGGCUCAGAGGUGCAGCCCGUAUACAUUUAGGUGACACUAUAGAAGAGCUUAAGAAAUUCAAUGCGAGGCGAAAACUGAAGGACGCCGUAAAAGCAGCCAUCUCUUCGUCGAAGUGGCAUGCUCCGUAUUCAGAAGCUAAUGGCGACAAUUUCUCUGACGUCGGCGAUGACGAGAUAACUACAGGCGCUGUAGCUGAAAUUGUGGAUUGCUUGGAUGACAUUGAAAUUCUUGAGGAAAGUGACAGACUAUUGCGGUCAGAAGUUCUGAAUGCCGUUGAUGAUCAUCGAAUUCGAGUCAUCUUAGAGCUUUAUGACAGAAUCUCAGGUCGUGUACCAGCACCGUAUCGAGCACCACAAACGGAUGCAGUCCAACGUGCCCGUGACGUUGAAGAGAUCCUUCGGGAAGCAGAGCAUUCGGCGGUGCGAAAUAUUGACAGAGCGGAUCUUCGAGAACUUCACGAAUUAUUGGUCCAGCCGCACAUGAGGGCACUUCUACAAGCUCACGACGUUGCCGGUCACGAGGUCUACGGCGAGGAAGCCACCAGGGUAACGCCACCGCCACUCCUCACGUAUCUGAAUGGCGGCGACGAUCUCGAAGGACAAAACGGCGAUUUAGAUGAGAAAAUUACUCGUGUCAGACUGGUGCAGUUCCAGAAAAACACGGAUGAGCCGAUGGGAAUCACAUUGAAAAUGAAUGAGGAUGGGCAAUGCUUCGUAGCGCGGAUUAUGCACGGUGGGAUGAUCCAUAGACAAGCCACUCUUCACGUCGGUGAUGAGAUUAGAGAGAUCAACGGUAUACCAGUUCAGAAUCAAUCCGUUAAUGCCUUGCAAAAGAUUCUGCGGGAGGCACGUGGAUCGGUGACUUUCAAGAUCGUGCCGUCGUACAGGAGCGCGCCGCCCCCCUGCGAGUUGUUCAGGAUUAAGCCUCUGCCAGUGUUAAUUUUCGUUCGAGCGCAAUUUGACUACGAUCCACUGGAGGAUGAAUUGAUACCCUGCGCACAGGCUGGAAUCGCUUUUAGAACCGGUGACAUUCUGCAGAUCAUCAGCAAGGAUGAUCAUCAUUGGUGGCAAGCGAGGAAGGAUAACGCGGCUGGUUCCGCGGGUCUUAUCCCAUCGCCCGAACUUCAGGAAUGGCGCAUUGCUUGCAUGUCUAUGGAGAAAAACAAGCAAGAACAAGAUGCUGAAGGAGAAGGUGGAUGUUCUUCUCACACCGAAGGCUGCGACGGUUCGACAGUAAAUUGCUCAAUAUUCGGUCGGAAAAAGAAGCAAUACAAGGAUAAAUAUCUUGCAAAGCACAACGCUGUUUUCGACCAGCUGGACCUGGUGACCUACGAAGAGGUCGUGAAGCUUCCUUAUCCUGCCUUCCAACGGAAAACUUUAGUAUUAUUGGGAGCACAUGGCGUCGGUCGACGACACAUAAAAAAUACGAUUAUUUCCAAACAUCCUGAUAAAUACGCCUAUCCUAUUCCACAUACAACGAGGCCUCCACGAAGUGACGAAGAAAAUGGUCGUAAUUACUAUUUCGUAUCGCAUGAUGAAAUGAUGGCAGAUAUAGCUGCUAAUGAAUACCUCGAAUACGGUACGCAUGAAGAUGCUAUGUACGGAACUAAGCUCGAAACUAUCCGCAAAAUUCACGAAGAAGGCAGAAUGGCCAUAUUGGAUGUUGAACCGCAGGCGCUGAAAGUUUUACGGACUGCUGAAUUUGCACCUUACGUCGUUUUCAUCGCUGCACCAGCAUUUGCAAAUGUUACGGAUUUCGAUGGCAGUUUAGAACGUUUGGCGAAGGAGUCGGACAUGCUGAAGCAGGCAUAUGGGCAUUUCUUCGAUUUGACCAUCGUGAACAACGAUCUCGACGAGACGAUCGCCCAAUUGGAGGCUGCGAUUGAACGCGUUCACACGACACCACAAUGGGUGCCCGUUUCUUGGGUCUACUGA